Colletotrichum truncatum is the source of this 1113-nucleotide messenger RNA. RefSeq lists its product as uncharacterized. NCBI's taxonomy places the organism in Eukaryota, Fungi, Ascomycota, Sordariomycetes, Glomerellales, Glomerellaceae. The record is from RefSeq and is a predicted model, not a curated record.
AUGGCAUCAGCAGCGUCAUAUUACCGAUGGAUUCUUUUUUUCCUGCUAGCUGUGCUUUGGAUACUCUUUGCGUCGCAGAAGUCGUACAUAAGAGAAAACAAAAAUCUUUCUACUCAAGCUUCCGCCACAGCAACAUACCACGACGAUGCUGAUGUCAUCUUUCCCUCGAAUUCAAUAUCCACAGAAACUGCAUUUCCACCGUUGACCUCUUCGAGCGAUAUAUCCGCAUUGAUCCCGGAUCCGCCCACGUCAGCAUCUUCACAAGAUGACACGGAAACAAUUUCAACCCAUAAACCUCGGGUCUUAAUUGUUUUUUCAUAUACCGAGUCUGACAGGGCACGGGAGAACCUGAAGUAUUUUAUCAAACAUGGCCUACAUUUAGCAGCCGAUUUUCUCUUCAUUUUCAAUGGCCAAACAGAUGCUGCAAUUGAGGUCCCCUUGCAGGAAAAUAUUCGAAUUGUAAAAAGAGAGAAGACAUGUUUCGACUUGGGUAGUACAGGAGAGAUUAUUAGGGCGGAUGACCUAUGGAACGUUUAUGAUCGUUUCAUAAUCAUGAACGCCAGUCUGCGAGGCCCCUUCUUACCUUAUUGGAGCGACAGCUGUUGGUCUGAUAGGCUGUUGGCUAAGAUCACAGAUACAGUCAAGCUUGUUGGGAUCACCGCAAAAUGCUGGCCCAGCUUUCAUAUUCCGUCGGUAAUAUGGGCUACAGACAAAGUAGGAAUGGCAUUCCUACUUGAUUUCACUAUAGGACGCACAACAUCGGUCUUUGGCGGUCUUGAAGAUCCAGUUGGGCUAAGCGGAUGUUACAAAAGCCUUAAACAGGCGGCGCAUGCAGAGGUUGGAGCCACUUCUGUCAUAUUAGAGGCAGGAUAUAGUGUCGAUGUUCUGAUGUCAUCUUUCCAUAAAGACUUCGACAGCGAAGCGUACUGCGACUCGGCGGCUGCUGGAGUUUUGGACCCGUUCCGAGAGGGUAGCUACCUUGGCGUCGGACUUCACCCUUACGAAACCAUGUUUCUUAGAACGAGUCGUGGCGCAGACUCUCCAUCUGAGGAAACUUUGUCUUCUUUGAUGGGAGAUAUGGCGUACUCUAGUUAUCAAAGUUGUAAAAGGUGA